AUGUCGCUGCAAUUUGAUGUGAUAAAUGAUCCACCAGCAGAUAGCGAGUUAUGGAAAGCUUGGGCAAGAUUGGUAGAUCAAGAAAAAUGGACAUCUGAUGAUAAUUCAGUAACAACUUUGACUCCAGGAUUAGCUUCAACAAGAAGUGUAUGGGCAGUAACCAAAGAAGGUAAAUUUUAUGAAAUUUGAAUAGUUUCAGAAAAAUAUGUAAUUUCAGAUAGAUCUUUUAUUGGAACUGUAGUUUGGAAUGAGUAUGAUAAUAUUUGCUUUCUCGGAUUUUUCCUGCUAGCCCCAGAAUAUCGCGGAAAAGGUUGCGGAAUGACAAUUUGGAAAGCUGCAAUUGAUAGAAUGCCAAAGGAAUUCAAUCUAGGAUUGAGAGGAGGUAAAAAUUCCGACUUAAUUUUCUGGAAAAAAUCUGAAACUUGUAGUUCCCGCAAUGGCUGAGAAGUAUCAGAAAAUGUCGACGCCAAUUAUCGGAACAAGAUUGGAUAAUUAUGAAUGUAGUGCGGAAGAGUUCCAAAAAUUGAUUUGGGCAAAAGAUGUACAGAUUCAUCCAGCAAAGUUGGUGAGGGAUUUGAGUUCGGAAGAAUGGCAGAAGCUUUUGGAUUAUGAUAAAGUGAGUUUUUCUGGUUAUGAAAAGCGCUAAAUUUAGAAACAAAUUACUGAAUAUAUUUUCAUAUAUAUAGUUUGUUAAAAAUUUCUCUUCGCUUCUCAAAAAAGAAUCUCGAUUUCAAUGAAAUUCUUAAACAUUUCUGUUCUCUAUUAUUUUUCUGAAACUAUAGAAUUUCAAUUUGAUUAGAAUAGUUCCGGUUCCGGUUAAAUCACAGGUUCAAAUUGUUUUUGAAAACCAGUUUUCUUAAAAAUAUGGUUUUAAUUUUUUCAGCAAUUAUAUUUUUUCAGAAACUUGAUAAGAUUUUCAGUUUUUUUUUGAAAAAGUCACGUUUCACAAUACCAAAAAGGUUUCGAAAUAAACUCCUGACCAAAUAUUUUUCUCCACAUUUGAAUAAUCGAUCUUUUUUUGGAGAUCCCUUAUCUAUCGAAAAAGAUACAAAUCUUUUUCUGACAUUAAAAUGUGUACUUGAAAAUGCACUUUAAGUGCUAAAAACAAAGAUUUUUAUUUUUUCCAGAGAAUCAAUGCUCGAGAUCGUCAUGAAUUCCUAGAACUUUUUUACAAGACACUCGACAUCACCGAAGGUUUAGUUCUCUUUGACGAUGCUCACAAUAUAAUUGCUCAUAUUGGAGCGGUGCCAACUGCUGCUAAAGGUUUAUUUUUUAAAUUAUGUAGACAACUGUAUGCAAAAAUAAUAAGUUUUUUUUUGCAGAAGACAAACUAUUGAAAAUUGCGCCACUUUAUGCGGAUUCCGAUUCCGUUGCCAUCUCAGCAAUUGCUCAAUUCACAAAAAUUUUGUCUGAGAAAAAACCAGAUUUCAAAAUUCUUUUCCAUAUUCUAUCAACUGAAAAAGGCGAUUUUCUUGCCGAAAUUUUCAAAUCCUUCAACUUGGAAAGUCAUACCAGUGGACUCACUUUGUAUAGCAAAAAUAUUCCAAAUUUCGGAACCGAAUCUCAAGUUUACAUUCCUCACAAUAAUUCCUGUCAUUAUGAUUAUUAA
This is a messenger RNA of Caenorhabditis angaria, 1609 nucleotides long. NCBI's taxonomy places the organism in Eukaryota, Metazoa, Nematoda, Chromadorea, Rhabditida, Rhabditidae. The record is from the annotation of a GenBank genome assembly.